Molecule: messenger RNA, 1545 nt
Organism: Penicillium cinerascens
Lineage: Eukaryota; Fungi; Ascomycota; Eurotiomycetes; Eurotiales; Aspergillaceae
Product: cytochrome P450
Exons: 5
Coding region: 1-1545 (514 amino acids)
Molecular function (GO): oxidoreductase activity, acting on paired donors, with incorporation or reduction of molecular oxygen; heme binding; iron ion binding
Source: RefSeq, a predicted model, not a curated record
AUGACAUUGUUAGCCUCGCUACCAUCCAACUUGUGGGUCCAGGCUCUCGCCACCCUUGGCUUGCUGCUCAUUACGAAGCUUGUCUGGGAUAUUUUCUUGUCGCCUUUGAGGGCCAUUCCGGGACCGCUCCUGGCCAAGAGUACCAAUUUCUGGCGUGCCUAUCAUACUCACCAUGGCCAUGUUGAUCUCAAGCAUGUAGAGCUGCACCGCACGUAUGGAACUGCUGUUCGAAUUGGCCCCAAUUGCGUGAGCAUUUCGGAUCCCAGUUUAAUCCGCACCAUUUACUCCACGCGCAACCCAUGGAAGAAGAGUGAAAUGUACCGGCCGAAUGAUGUCCUGAUCGAGGGUCACCGCAUGUCCAACCUGUUCAACUCGCAAGAUGAGGACUGGCACAAUCAGAACAUCCGGCCCAUUCGUGGUCUGUGGAGCAUGACCAAGGUCCUUGAAUACGAGCCCCUUAUCGAUGAGACCCUGAACAAAUUUGUGGAUAAGCUUGCAGCCAAAUUUGUGGAUGGCGCGAAUGCAGGCACGGUAUGCCCCGCAGAUGAGUGGAUUGGAUUCUUUGCCUGGGAUGUCACCGCAAACUUCAGCUUCGGGCGUCACUAUGGCUUCAUUGACCAGGAAAAGGAUGUUGACAAUCUGAUAACCGACUCCACCGAUGGCCUGAAGUAUUUCGCACCUGUCUCUCAAGUCCCAUGGAUCGACAAUUUCCUCGACAAGAACCCAAUCAAGCGAAUCGGCCCCAAGCCAACCCUCACCGGAGUCCUCUACGCCUUCAAAGUCGUCGCCGAAUACCAAGCCCAACUCGCCUCGAAGAAGAUUACCGCCGGCACCGUCGACCACACUCUGGACAAAUAUGUUCAACUCAAGAAAACAUACCCAGACAUGGUCAACGACCAGCAAAUCGUAAACUGGCUGAUGCUGAGCAUCCUGGCCGGCGGCGACACGAGUUCCGCAACAAUGCGCGCCGUCGUCUACUACCUCGCCAAGUCACCUUCCGCAUCUGCGAAACUCGUGGCCGAGCUCAAAAAGGCCGGUCUCCCCACCCCUGCUCCAUGGAAGUCAAUCAGAGACCUACCUUACCUGGACGCUGUCAUCCGCGAGGCAAUGCGGGUUAACCCCGGUAUCGCCAUGAUAUUUGAACGCGUCGUCCCAGAGGGCGGGUUCACCCUGCCAGACGGGCGGUAUAUCCCUGCUGGUACCAAGAUGGGUAUCAAUCCAGCAGUGACGAACCGCGACUAUGGAGUCUUCGGUGACGAUGCGGACAACUUCAACCCAGACCGCUGGUUCCAGCGCAAGAAUGAGAGCGCAGAGCAAUUCGAGUCUCGCUUGAGACGCAUGAAGGAUACGGUCGACUUCGUCUUCGGUGGCGGUGGCCGCGUCUGCAUGGGUCGAUACCUGGCCGAGCUGGAGAUCAAGAAGUUGAUUGCUACUUUGUAUAACCAGUUCGAUGUUCAACUGGUGGACUCGAAGCACGAGUGGACGUAUCGGAAUGCCUGGUUCGUGUACCAGUAUGACAUGCCGAUGACUAUCCGGCGUCGAUAG